This is a messenger RNA of Lynx canadensis (Canada lynx), 2994 nucleotides long. It is a transcript of the gene NFE2L3, whose product is annotated as nuclear factor, erythroid 2 like 3. The transcript is spliced from 4 exons. Gene Ontology annotation, cellular component: nucleus. Gene Ontology annotation, biological process: regulation of transcription by RNA polymerase II. NCBI's taxonomy places the organism in Eukaryota, Metazoa, Chordata, Mammalia, Carnivora, Felidae. Gene Ontology annotation, molecular function: RNA polymerase II cis-regulatory region sequence-specific DNA binding; DNA-binding transcription factor activity, RNA polymerase II-specific. The record is from RefSeq and is a predicted model, not a curated record. Bases 385 to 2454 code for a protein of 689 amino acids.
CCCACGGGCGCGAGCCUUGGGGGCGGUCGUGGGCGUGUCCCCGGCGGCAGCGCCCGCGGCCCGGGGCGGAGCCUAGCUGGAGGGGCGGGGCUUGCUUUCAGCGCAGGGCUGCGGGGAAGGCGGGCGGGUUGGGUCUCCGGGCAGGUGGCUCCUCUUCCGCCUCUCCUGAGCCCCUGGCACAGCGCCGGCUGCGGAGGGAGCGUCUUUGUGCCCGGUCCCGGAGCCCGCGACGGCCCCUGCGCGCCCGGGUCCAUUGUUUCGCUUCUCGGUCUCUUCCGGGCAGGUGCCCGCAGAGCGCCGGGCCCGCACGUGCCAAAGCGGCGGCCGCAGCAGCGCAGGGACCCGUGGGCGCCAGCAGGGGCGUCCCGGGGCGCGCGGCGGGAGAUGAAGUACCUGAAGCCGUGGUGGUCGGACGGCGGCGGCCUCCUGCACCUCACCAUCCUGCUGAGCUUGGCGGAGCUCCACCUGGACCUUGACCUGGACCUCUACCUGCUGCUCCCGCCGCCCACCCGGCUCUGGGAUGAGCUGCUGCUAGCCAGCGGUCCGACGAGCUCCGCCUAUGCACUCAGCCCCUUCCCGGCCUCGGGAGUGUGGGGGCGCGCGGACCAGUUGCACCCCAAAGGCCGCGAGCUGGACCCCGCGGCGGAGUCCGCAGGCCGGCUGCUCCGGGAGGUGCGCGCGCUGGGGGUCCCCUUCAUCCCCCGCACCCGAGUGGAUGCGUGGCUGGUGCACAGCGUGGCGGCCGGGGACGCCGACGGAGCCCACGGACUGCUCGGCGCCGCCGCCGCCGCCUCCGCCGGGGGAGUCGGCGCCAGCGUGGACGACAGUAGCCAGGCUGCGCCGGGGGAUGGCGGGGACCCCCGAGCGGCUGCGAGUAGCCCCUUGGACGCUGGGGAAGAGGAGAAGGCACCCGCAGAACCGACGGCUCAAGUGCUGGACGCCGCAGCGCGCCAGGAGAAUGAGGUACUAGGAGAGAGACAUCAAGAAGUGGGUCACAGCUCCCAGAACGAGGAAAAUGAGCAAAGAGUAUCAGCCCAAGAGCAAAAACUACAGCAUAAGAACGAGGAUGCACGCGAAGCAGCAGAUAAACCUGACCGGGAGGCAGAAAAGACCACUGAAUCUAGAAAUGAGAGAUCUCUAAAUGGGACAGACACUGCUUUCUCUCUGGAAGACUUGUUUCAGUUGCUUUCAUCACAGCCUGAAAAUUCACUGGAGGGCCUCUUACUUGGAGAUACUCCUCCAGUAAGUAUCAACGAUGGCAUGAAUUCAACAUAUAACGUGAAUUUUAGCCAGGCUAUAAGUCACGAUGUGAAUCUACAUGAGGCCAUGUUGCUGUGUCCUGACAAUACGUUUAGAAGAGAUCCAGUAGCAAGGACUUCACAACCACCACAAGAACCAUUUCUGCACUUAAAUUCUCAUACCAAUUCUGAGCAGACCCUUCCUGGGACUAAUUGGACAGGAUUUCUUCCCCUUGUUGGCAAUCAGAUUCAUCUAACAAGUGAGGAUCUUCUACAUGACCUUGAUAUAAAUAUAUUUGAUGAAAUAAGUUUAAUGUCUUUGGCCACAGAAGAAGGUUUUGAUCCAAUGGAAGUUCCUCAGCUUUUUCAAGAACCAGAUUCCGAUUCUGGGCUUUCCUUAAAUUCAAGCCACAAUAGUACCUCUGUCACCAAAUCUAAUUCUUCCCAUUCUAUGUGUGGAGGUGCUACAGGUUCUAGUAGUGACCUUGAAUCUCUCUCCCACCAUGACUUGGAAGGGGCUGUGGGAGGCUACUACCCAGAACCCAAUAAGCUUUGUCACGUGGAUCAUAGGAGUGAUUCUGGUUUUCAUGGGGAUCUUGCAUUUCAACACCUAUUUCAUAACCACACUUACCACUUACAGCCAAGUGGUAUAGAAUCCACUUCUAAUUCUUUUUCACGGUAUGGGAAGUCACAGAAAAUACGGGGUAGAUGCCUCAAUGACACAGACAGAAACUUAAGCCGUGAUGAGCGGCGUGCUAAGGCAUUGCAUAUCCCUUUUUCUGUAGAUGAAAUUGUCGGUAUGCCCGUUGAGUCUUUCAACAACAUGCUCAGCAGGCACUAUUUGACAGAUUUACAAAUGUCACUCAUCCGUGAUAUUAGAAGAAGAGGGAAAAAUAAAGUUGCUGCUCAGAACUGUCGUAAGCGCAAACUGGACAUAAUUCUGAAUCUUGAAGAUGACGUAUGUAACUUGCAAGCAAAGAAGGAAAUCCUUAAGAGAGAACGAGCCCAGUAUAACAAAGCUAUUAACAUACUGAAACAGAAACUGCAUAACCUGUAUCGUGAUAUUUUUAGUAGGCUAAGAGAUGAUGAAGGUAGGCCAGUCAAUCCGAACCAAUACACUCUUCAGUGCAGCCAAGAUGGAAGUGUUUUGAUUGUACCCAAGGAACUGAUGACCCCGGGCCACAGAAAAGAAAACCAAAAGGGAAAAACAAAGUGAAGAAAUUGAAGGCGGAUCCAUCAAUAUACCUUAUGCAUGAGGUAUCAGAAACUGAUACAUGGUCACAAAUCAUUGAAACUGCUUCAAAGUUUAGCACAAGUGUUCUAAAUAUCUUAAGUACUGCUACUUGACAGGGCUACAUUUUGAAGCUUUUAUGGAGAAGUUUGGGAGAAGCCACAACUUUUUUCACGAAGUCCUACUGCAUUAUAUGUAUGAUUCUUAAGUACUAUUUAUGAAGAACAGGGUGACAUGAAAAACUGGAUUAAGACAGUCCAGUCUUUGAGCUAAUACUGGAUGUGGAUGUAAUUAGUUUUAAACGUAUUUUGGUUUUUAUAAAGGACUUGAAAUGCAAAGUAGCCUUAAUGUUUUUAUUUAGGUAGCACGGACCUACAGUUCUACAAAAGCUAUUUUAACUGGACUUUUAUGAAUGCAACCUAUUGUGGAAAUAAAUCUUACAGUUGAAUUUAUAAAAUAACUUUCCCCUUUUAUACAGAAGUUCUAAGCAAAUUAUCCACAUUUAGGAAUACGGGUGACAGAUCU